GUGUGUUUCAGUUCCGUUAAUUGAACUUAGUAUCAUUUUGAACUUUUUCUCCAGUUUACAAAUGAUUAUAUUUAAUCACGAUGAAAUAAAUUUAUCUUUUGGGUUUGUGUGAUUAUCAACAUUGCCACCUUCAAAAUAAAUUUAGCGUGAAGGAAUAUUUCGAUUUUUGAAAUUGAAAUAUAUGUAACCUAUAAUCAGUUUAUAAAACUUAUUCUUUAUAACUAGAUACUUCAUAAGCUUCUUAACUCAUUAAUAUCAUCCAUAUGCCUUCUGAUGUAAAGCCUUUAUACUUCUUUCCGUCUUAAUAUUCGUAGGAGUGCAUUUGGAAUCCUGUAUAUUAUCUAAUAUGUCAACUAUCCUUAAAGACAUCAUAUAAUGGAAUUCGCACGAGCUGUGUUUGGAAAAUCUCCUGAGGGCUACAGUGGAAAGAAUACAACAGUUGAAACCUUGUCUGAAGAUGAAGAUGAUCCGUAUGCUGGUGACAUUAGUGAAUCUAUUAGCAUUCGUGCAAACUUGUUUGUAUCACCAUCCAGUGGCCAAGGUUAUUCACCUGCUCCUGGUGGCCCAUUUUCAGCACUCACCCCUUCUAUGUGGCCGCAAGAUCUACUUGCCACUCUAGCUCAGCCUGAAGAUUCUGAAUGCCACCCUGAUUAUAGGUUUGAUGAAUUUGGUUUUCGUGUUGAUGAAGAAGAUGGACCAGAACAAAAUUCUAGCAAACUUUUAAGUAUACCAUUUGUUGAAGAUCCACAGCAUCGUCUACAAUGGAUUGCAUAUUUAGAAUUUACUCAUAAUAAUGAAGUGGGAGAUCUUACUUGGGACAAGGUGGAGCCUUAUUUACCUCGAUCUGAAAAACUGACUAAUAUGAUUCGUCAAGGCAUUCCACAUUCUUUGCGACCACAGUUAUGGUUGCGUCUUUCUGGUGCAAUGAAGAAAAAACUGUCCUGUGAUUUAACUUAUAAAGAUGUUGUGAAAGCUAGCUCAAAUGAUCAUGUUAUGACUUCAAAACAAAUUGAAAAGGAUUUGCUAAGAACUCUUCCUAGCAAUGCAUGUUUUUCUCAUAUGAAUAGUACAGGAAUUCCAAGAUUAAGGAGAAUUUUACGGGGACUUGCAUGGCUCUAUCCUGAUAUUGGAUACUGUCAGGGGACUGGUGUUAUUGCAGCUUUGUUACUACUAUUUUUGGAAGAAGAGGAUGCAUUUUGGCUUAUGUGUACUAUUGUAGAAGAUCUCUUACCAGCUUCAUAUUAUUCUAGUACAUUAAUUGGUGUACAGGCUGAUCAGCGUGUUUUAGUAUCACUUAUAUCAACCAUGUUGCCAGAUUUGGAUGCUGUAUUAAAAGAGCAUGACAUUGAACUCUCUUUGAUCACCCUUCAUUGGUCCCUUACCCUGUUUGCAAGUGUUGUGCACACAAAGAUCCUGUUACGCAUCUGGGAUUUAUUUUUCUAUGAAGGCUCUGUUGUCCUUUUCCAAGUUACUCUUGGGAUGCUGAAAAUCAAAGAACCUGAUUUAAGACAAUUAGAAAAUUCAGCACAAAUUUUUAAUGCUUUAUCAGACAUUCCUGGAGAAGUUGAUGAUGUAGAUAAACUGUUUGAAGUAGCAUAUGAAGUUACUGGAUCUCUUACUGAUAUGGCUUUAGAAACACACAGAAGAAAACAUCUUGCUUAUCUUAUGGCUGAUCAAGGAGCUCUUUUAAAUCCAGAGAAUGCUAGAAAUUUGCCAAAACAACACCUCAAUCGUCGACAACUGAAGAGAUCAAAAUCCAUGCUUCAGUUAAUAAUAUUUGGAGAUGGUGAGACAGAAGAGGAUAUUCGAAGCAAAAAUAUCCGACAAACAGAAAUAUUAGUUGAUUUAAGAGAAGCUAUCCUUCAAGUUGCUCGUCAUUUUCAGUCUGUUGAUCCCAAAAUUAAGGUUAAUCUUAUAGCUGACUAUAGUAUGGAAGGUCAUGCCAGAGAUCAGGAAAUUUUUGCCAAUGUUGCUCGAAAUCGUCGUAGAAGAGCUAAAGCAUGUCUAGAUUUUGAGCGCCAUGAUGAUGAUGAGUUGGGUUUUAGAAAAAAUGAUAUAAUUACUAUCAUAAGUCAGAAAGAUGAACAUUGCUGGAUUGGUGAAUUAAAUGGAUUGAGAGGUUGGUUCCCUGCUAAAUUUGUAGAACUUUUGGAUGAAAGGAGCAAACAGUAUUCUAGUGCUGGUGAUGAUUCUGUCACAGAAGUUAUCACUGAUUUAGCUCGAGGAACGUUAUGUCCUGCUAUAAAAGCUGUUUUGGAACAUGGGAUGAAAAAAUCCUCUAUCCUAGGGGGAACAUGCCAUCCAUGGCUGUUUAUAGAGGAAGUAGCGAAUAAGGAAGUCGAGAAAGAUUUCAAUUCUGUAUAUUCAAGACUGGUGCUGUGCAAAACAUUUAGGUUAGAUGAAGAUGGCAAAGUAUUAACUCCUGAAGAAAUUUUGUAUAGAUCUGUUCAAGCAAUAAAUUUAUCUCAUGAUGCUGCAAAUGCACAAAUGGAUGUGAAACUUCGUUCCUUGGUGUGCAUUGGCUUAAA
Molecule: messenger RNA, 2528 nt
Organism: Stegodyphus dumicola
Lineage: Eukaryota; Metazoa; Arthropoda; Arachnida; Araneae; Eresidae
Product: small G protein signaling modulator 3 homolog
Biological process (GO): regulation of GTPase activity
Molecular function (GO): GTPase activator activity; small GTPase binding
Source: RefSeq, a predicted model, not a curated record